CAAUCACUGCACACUUUACCAAAAGUCAUGUCAAGCGUGAGAAUAAUGAAUAUAAACAUUUUAUUCAAACUACUCUAGAGUGAAGCAGAGAUAAGCAUGGGUUAAACCUUCAUCAUAUCAGCUGUCCCAAAUAGUAUGUAAAUGUAUUUUACUUGUAUGUGGGUAAAAUGAAAGCAUCAAUCAUACAAAUAAAAAUAAUUUAAUGGAAAUAUUGUACUUUUAUUUGUCGUUGAUAUAGGCUAUUAAGGGGAUUUGACUCCUGUAUAUGAAGUUCAAAAUGUUCAUACUUAAAAUGUUUCACACAAGGCUAGCGCGCACUUCAGGACAGCUCACCCGCGCCUAGCUCUGGUCCAGGGCGUAGUACGUGUUUCUUAAUCAUGUAAGAACGGGCACUACGCCCUGGACUAGAGCUAACCCACUCAUUGGGAGCCUACUGGAGAGGGUUAAACUAAAACGGAGGUCUAUAAUUUGAGUCAUCUGUUUCCACUGCUGAGUUCGCAGCUCUGGUCUGCUGCUCACUAGCCGUCUUCGGGUGGAUGUAGGCAGCCCUAGGAGACUUUCUAUUAGCGAAAAAUACGUAAUAUGAGUUUAGUAGAAUAUAUAGUGUUCUACCGCAACCUAUUGACGAAUUUGAGUUUACUUUUCGCACUUUCAGUGCACGUGCAAGCUGUUUGACGUUUAAGCCUUUCCAUGGAGAAGCCCCUAUUCACUCUACUCUACAUCUGUAUGUGAGAGAGAGAGAGAGAGAGAGAGAUAGUGUUUCUGUGUAUUUGUCCUGUCUGAGUGUGAUUGUCUGCCUAUGAUUGUUGGAGCGUGUGCGACUGGGUCUCUUGUGUGUGUGAUUGUUUGAUUGUGUGUGUGUCUAUGUAUAUCUCUACCACCCAGUAACUUCCACUUGAAGAACAUGUUGCCACCUGUGAGGAGAGACCGCAUCAUCGCUCAGCUUCCAGAGUGUUUUACCCCAGCUGCAGCGCUACACACUAAAGAUGUCUUCCACGCACAGGUCAAGGCUGCCUGUCAGGGGCAAAAGACGGGCGCAGUGGGCUUUAACAUCGCCAAGGUGAUUGUGGUAGGGGAUGUGGCAGUUGGGAAGACAUGUCUAAUCAGCAGGUUCUGUAAGGACUCGUUCGAUAAGAACUAUAAGGCCACCAUCGGAGUGGAUUUUGAGAUGGAGCGGUUUGAGGUGUUGGGGGUGCCCUUCAGUUUACAGCUAUGGGACACAGCGGGUCAGGAGAGGUUCAAGUGCAUCGCCUCCACAUAUUACAGAGGAGCACAAGCCAUCAUAGUGGUAUUUGACCUGAGCUGUGUGACCUCUCUGGACAACGCCAGGCAGUGGCUGGAAGAUGCUAUGAAGGAGAACGAUCCCUCCAGUGUUCUGCUGUUCCUGGUUGGAACCAAGAAGGACCUCAGUUCUCCUGAUCAGUUGGCCUACAUGGAGCUGGAGGCCAUUAGACUGUCAGAGGAGAUCAGAGCAGAGUACUGGACUGUGUCUGCUAAGUCAGGGGAGAGUAUCAGGGAGUUUUUCUUCCGGGUAGCGUCUCUAACCUUUGAGGCCAACGUGCUGGCAGAGCUCGAGAAGAGUGGGUCCAGACGUGUUGGUGACAUUAUCAGAAUCACCGAGAGCACAGAAGAAGAGUACAAACCAACCAAGAGAAAAGCAACCUGCUGCUGAUGGGGAAGGAUACACAACACUACGCAGGACAACACUACGCAGGACAACACUACGCAGGACAACACUACGCAGGACAACACUACGCAGGACAACACUACGCAGGACAACACUACGCAGGACAACACUACGCAGGACAACACUACGCAGGACAACACUACGCAGGACAACACUACGCAGGACAACACUACGCAGGACAACACUACGCAGGACAACAC
Oncorhynchus mykiss (rainbow trout) is the source of this 1887-nucleotide messenger RNA. Its product is annotated as ras-related protein Rab-34. Gene Ontology annotation, molecular function: GTPase activity; GTP binding. The record is from RefSeq and is a predicted model, not a curated record. Lineage: Eukaryota; Metazoa; Chordata; Actinopteri; Salmoniformes; Salmonidae.